CGCGUGCCGCGGCGGCGGUCGCCUGCAAAGCGGGGUCCGCGGCGGCGGUCGCCUGCAGAGCGGGGUCCGCGGCGGAGGGUCCCCGGGGUCCGCGGCGGCGGUCGCCUGCGCCACCGUCAGGCUACGCCUUCACAGCCUUGUCUUGCGAACAGAGCAAACGCCCUCGGGCUCGGGGUUCCGAAGGCUUGCAGCAGUGUCCUGCGGGGUAACCAGGCCAUAAUUUAGCCGCACGGGCGUUCAUUGCGUUCACGUUGAAUUUCUGAGUGAAGGACCUCACGCUAGGAGGGGAGAAAAGGACAGUAAAAUCUGCAUGGAGCACGCUCUGUUUGAUUAUUUCGUGUUUUGCUGAAAUCAGGGUGUAAAUGGUUACCGCUGACUUUUGAAGACGUGGCCAUUUACUUCUCUGAGCAAGAAUGGCAGCAUUUAGAGGCCUGGCAGAAGGAACUUUACAAGCAUGUCAUGAGAACCAAUUAUGAGACUCUAGUCUCUCUAGAUAAUGGACUUCCCAAACCAGAACUAAUAUCCUGGAUUGAACUUGGGAGAGAGCUGUUCGGCCGCCCGGGAGGAAAGCAGAAACUGGAGAAAGGGGGUUGCUCCUCUGUGGAUGAUGUACACGCUCAUCGAGUUACUGAGGAACCGUCACUUGAGAGUAGCCAGCAAGCUGUGAAGUCAAGAGAAAUUACAUGCCAUUUCCAGUUAAAUGCUUUUGGACUUGUUUUAGGAGAAAGGGAAGAUGUUUCCCUCAGGCAUGACCAAGGCAUCAGUCCUGAAAAUGCACAAACACAUGCCCAAGGGGCUCUCAAUUCAGUCAUGCACAGCUCCAGUGCAGCUGCCCUAAGAGAAGGACUCUCAAGUCACAGAGUGCCGGAUUUCCCCGCCUUGCAGAAGGUUCCCCCUUGGCAGAGUGCCCAGCACUCUUGUCCCGUCUGUGGGGAAAGGUCUUGGGAGAAGAGUUACUUAGUGAAGCACCAAAAGGACCACUCCAAGAGCCCAUCAUGUAGGGUCUGGAAGAGGUUCAGCAGACAGUCUGAUGCACAACAGCAGUGGGACCUCUUGUGUCUUGAAAGUGGGAAGAGCUUCUGCCUGAAACAGUAUUUGGUGAGACAUCUAGAUGUCUAUACAAGGAAGAAACCACCCCAGUGCCCUAAAUGCAAAAGGUGCUUCCAUUAUGAGCAAACCCCUUUAAGCCACUGCCUCCAGCACAAUUCUUCCCAGCACCCCAAAUGUGACAGGAGCUUCCCAAUGGAAAAUAAUGUUCACCAGUGCCAGCAGAGCCAAGAGAGGCCAGCCUCCUGGAGAGACGACACCAUUGUGCUCUCAGGACAGAAGCCAGGCCCCAGUCUGGACUGUGAGGGCUGCUGCCACAAGGGUAGCAAGCAGAAGGCUUGCAUCCUAGGUGAGGACAGACCCUGCUCAUGCACAGAAGGUGGCAACUGCUUCUUCUCACGGUCUAAGCAGGCCAGCUUCUGCAGGGCACACCCAGGAGAAAAAGCCUUUCGCUGUCCAGAAAGCAACAAGCUCCUCUGCCUGAGAGGCCUGAAGAAUGUCUGCCGACACGUGCAUAGUGGGGACAGACUACUGUCCUGUAGAAAGUGUGGUCAGGGUUUCACCAAACAUUGCAAACUCCCAGAACACACCCGAAUCCUCAGCAGGGAGAAAUCUUUCCGGUGUGCCCAGUGUAGAAGGAACUUCAGCCAAAAGGGAGAGCUGCUGAGGCACCAGCGGCUGCACUCGGAGGAAAAGCCUUUUAAGUGCCCAGUGUGUGAGUCGGGCUUCCAGCUGAAGAGCCGAUUGAGAGCCCACCAACUGCGACAUGGUGGACAAAGGCCAUUCUCCUGCAGAGAGUGUGGCCGAGCCUUUACCCAUCAGUGCAAGCUCCGCGAGCACCUGAGAGUGCACAGUGGCGAAAGGCCCUUUCAGUGUCCUGAGUGCCACAAGAGUUUCCGCCUGAAGGGAGUCCUGAAGGCCCACCAGCGCACCCACAGCAAGGAGAGGCCGUUCUCCUGCGGGGAGUGCGGCAAGGGCUUUACCAGACAGUCUAAGCUCACAGAGCACUUCCGGGUCCACAGUGGAGAGAGGCCCUUCCGGUGUCCUGAGUGUGACAGGAGCUUUCGCCUAAAGGGGCAGCUGCUCAGCCAUCAGCGCUUACACACUGGAGAGAGACCCUUCCAAUGCCCGGAGUGUGGGAAGAGCUAUCGCGUGAAGGCUGACCUGAAGGCUCACCAGCUGCUGCACAGCGGGCAGAUGCCCUUCUCCUGCCAGUGUGGGAAGGGCUUUGCCAAACACUCUAAACUCGUGGAACACAUGAGGACACACACGGGAGAGAAGCCUUUUCAGUGUCCCAAGUGUGACAAGAGUUUCCGAUUGAAGGCCCAGCUGCUCAGCCACCAGGGCCUGCACACAGGCGAGAGACCUUUCCACUGCCCUGAAUGUGAUAAAAACUUCCGGGAAAGGGGUCACAUGCUCAGACACCAGCGUAUCCACAGGCCUGACAGGCCCUUUGCCUGUGGCGACUGUGGGAAGGGCUUCAUUUAUAAGUCCAAACUAGCUGAACACAUCAGGGUGCACACAAAAUCCUGUCAGGUCCCCCGUGAACCUGACGUUAAGAAGAGGCUUAGCCAGCUGUUUGCGAUGAUAGAGGCUGACUGGAGCUGAGCUGGGUGGGACGUACACUCCAUGAGCCUGUACAGUGCAGUUGUUAGGGCAGCCUGAAGAAUGGUGGCCACACCCACUGGAAAGUGAGGUUUGGACAGAGGGGCUCUACUUUGAUAAAAAAAAAAAUACAAAUUUAAAAUGAGAAACUGAAGAAUUAUUAUUAUUAUUUGGAACACCACCAGUUAUGGUUCCUUUACCUCGGUAAAAAGAGGUAUUUGUUCUUCCUACCACGUUAGGAGCAUUUCAUCCAAAUGCAGUUAGUUCAAGAGUCCCAUCUUAAACCAGGAGGAAAUCCCUCUAGUGCCACUGUCAGAGCUAAAAAGGGGCAGUCUAUUUAAUAUCAAUUCUACGCUUUUGUUCUUUGCAGAGUAUGAUUAUAAAUGGUUAAACACAGUGAAUUUUAUGUCUGUCGUGAUAAUGCUUUGUGGUUUGCUUUUGAUUCAUGUAUUUUGAAACCAACAAGAUGAAUUCUCUGAAUUUCAUGCGAAUGUUGUAAGUUUCUCUUUGGGGUUCUUGAUGAUUAAUGUGCAGUAUACCCUAAGAAAAUGCUGAUAAUCUCAGUUGAAGAAACAAAACAAAAAAAAAAAUGUUGAGAGUUUGAGUUGGGAAUUGAGUCAGUGGCUAGAGAUUUGGGAGUUCCAGAGUGGAGAUGCUAUUUGGAGCCUAAGUGAGCUUCUCAAGAAUGAAUAUUUAACCAACUGACAAAUGAAUA
Meriones unguiculatus (Mongolian gerbil) is the source of this 3367-nucleotide messenger RNA. RefSeq names its product zinc finger protein 786 (gene Znf786). The coding region runs from base 460 to 2655 and encodes 731 amino acids. The transcript is spliced from 4 exons. Gene Ontology annotation, biological process: regulation of transcription by RNA polymerase II; DNA replication. The record is from RefSeq and is a predicted model, not a curated record. NCBI's taxonomy places the organism in Eukaryota, Metazoa, Chordata, Mammalia, Rodentia, Muridae. Gene Ontology annotation, molecular function: RNA polymerase II cis-regulatory region sequence-specific DNA binding; DNA-binding transcription factor activity; ATP binding.